Messenger RNA from Pseudozyma hubeiensis SY62, 858 nucleotides. RefSeq names its product gluconate transport inducer 1. Bases 1 to 858 code for a protein of 285 amino acids. The record is from RefSeq and is a predicted model, not a curated record. Lineage: Eukaryota; Fungi; Basidiomycota; Ustilaginomycetes; Ustilaginales; Ustilaginaceae. The transcript has a single exon.
AUGAAGUUCCUCUCGCUCCUCUCUCUCGCCCUGGUCUCGGCCGCCUUCGUCUCUGCCGACUCUUCCGUCGCCACCGGCGCCCAAGAGGGCAAAGUGCCUCAGAUGCUCAACCUCAUCAACAAGCUCGAGCAUGCCAACCCCACCGACCCCGCCUUUGUCGCCGACCUCCCCCGCCUCGCUUCCCUCCACAAGGACGUCGAGGAGCAGUUCGGUUCCAAACAGGUCAGGAAGCUCUACGGUGAUGACGCGGUUGCUGACAAGCUCGUCGAGCUGGUCAAGGCCGUCAAGGUCCAGAGUAAACGUGAUGUUGAGGCGGAGGACAAGAAGACCGAAGUCAAGCCUAAGAAGACGACUAAGAAGGAGAAGCACAACCACGGUCAAGAGGUCAACAAGGGUAAGCAGGGUGAGAAGCAGUCCGCUGCUCACAAGCACUCCGCCGCCAAGAAGGAGAAGUCCAACCACGGCCAGGAGGUGAACCAUCACAAGCAAGGCGCCAAGAAGUCUGCUGCUCACAAGAAGACCCACGCUCCCAAGGGUACUACUGAGGGGCCCAAGCAGACCACUACUGAGGACAACAUGGUCGAGCGAGCCGAAGUCGCCUCUAAGCCUAAGAAGUCCAACCACGGCCAAGAAGCCAACAAGGGCAAGCAGGGCUCCAAGCAGUCCGCCGCACACAAGCACUCCGCCGCCAAGAAGGAAAAGUCCAACCACGGCUCAGAGGUCAACAAGGGCAAGCAGGGCUCCAAGCAGUCCGCUGCCCACAAGACUCCUCACACAAAGGAGCACAAGAAGCCCGCUCACAAGCACAAGUCCAAGACUGCACCCAAGAGCACUUCUUCGCCCGUGGUCUCUGCUUGA